AUGACCGAAUCUUAUGAUUUUUAUUCUUAUAAAACUAUCGAAGAUUUUGGAUACAAGUUUAAUGAAGCAGGAGAAUUGCGUAAUAUUGUAACAAACGAUAAAUUUAAUUUUUUCGUUAAACCUGACGACCAAUCUUAUAACCAACGUCAUUAUGAGGCGUUGGGUGUUAUUAUUGGAGAGUAUAUUGAAAGUGAAUUAGUGUCAAAAUUUGGACUCAAAAGAAAAAUUAUUCCAGUGGGUUUGAAAGAGGACGAUAAUGAACCCAAGAGCAGAAUUUAUCUCAGUGAAGACGCACUCGAAUGUCAAAAUUUGCUUUUGCUUAUCCAGGGAUCUGGGGUUGUACGUCCCGGACAAUGGGCGCGACAAGUAAUCAUGAAUGAAUCUCUUGAGCUUGGUAGUAUGUAUCCAUACAUUCAAAAAGCGCAAGAGUUAAAUUGGGGUAUCGUUGUAUUUAAUCCUAACAAUAAUGCGGUAGAAAUUAAAAAUGACGAAGGUACUAGUCGAGUACUUAUACCUGGUUCAGAAUCCUUACAAGAACAUUGUUUAUAUGUGUGGGAUAAAUUUAUAAAUGAAGCUGAAGCUAAGCAUAUCUUGAUUGUGGCUCAUAGUUAUGGCGGGAUUAGUACUCUUGCUCUAUUACAUAAAUUAGAUAAUGAUUUCAAAUCACGCGUUGUUGCUAUUGCUCUUACCGAUAGUGUACAUAGUUCCUCAAUGGUACCUAUCAAAUCAAAGGAUUGGUUUUCAAAGAUGUCCUGCAAUUGGAUCAAGUCACACAAGCCUUUGGCGGAAAAAAUGGAUGAAGCAACAGGAUACUAUGGAUGUUUUUGUGUUUCAGCUGGUCAUCCCAAACACGAAUAUACUUCUGGCACGGCAAUUAAAAGUGUAUUUGAUUUCUUGCAACACCGUCUGAAAAAAAAGAUGAACCCACCGGAACAGACCGAGCAAGCUGAGAAAACCGAGAAAACUGAACAAAAGGCUGAACAACAGACUGGGCAACAGACUGAGCAACAGACUGAAAAUAGUUUUGACGCUGAAGGAAACAAAUCUAAUAGCGAUAUGGAUAUAGACGAGGACAAAGGGAUCAGAAUUGAAAGCAAAGAUAAAAUAAUGACAGAAAACAAAGAUACAAUGAUGACAGAAAACCAAGAUAAAAUAAUAACAGAAAACCAAGAUAAAAUAAUAACAGAAAACCAAGAUAAAAUAAUGACAGAAAACCAAAACAAUAAUUCCGGUGAACAAUCAAACCAAAACAAUGAUUCUAUUGAAGAGUUUUUAACUGAAGUUAUAAAAGAACAAAAUUAUGGAACCACUGAGGAGUCCUCCACUGAAGUUACGAAUGAAAAAACUAGCCAAAACAAUGGCUUUAUCGAGAAAUCCCUUAAUAAAACGGAACAUAAUGAUGGACCCACUGAAGAGUCCUCCGCAGAACAAACCAAUCAAAAUAAUAGUUUCAUUGAGGAGUCCUCCACUGAAAAAACCAAUCAAAAUAAUGGUUUUACUGAGGAGUCCUCCACUGAAGUUACGAUGAAACAAACCAGGGAGUCUCCCAUUGAAAUCAAUACAGAAUUAAAUCAAAACAAUGAUGACUCAUCAAAGGAAGUUCAUUUAGUAACGGUCAUAGAUUCUUCAAAUGAAUCAAAAAAUCACAUUACAUCUGAACACACUUCCGAACAUGAUUUAAAUUUGCAAAAAUCCGUACCACCCGGUGAUAUAACACCUGCUGUACAAAAUCAGCAACAAAGCCAUCAACCAAGUCAGGAAGAACAAUCGAUAACUGAGGAUAUCAAUAAUGGUAAUGAACAAUCACCAGAUAAUGCAAAUAAUGUAAAUAUUGAUCAAGAUACUGAUAUGACAAUUGAUAUCAAUCAAGAAAAAGAUUCCGUCAAUAAUGGUAAUGAACAUCAGCAACAACAAUCAUUAGAAAAUGUAAAUAAUGAAAAUAAUGAUCAAGAUAUUAAUAUGUCACUUGAAACAGACAUUUUUGAUACGAAUCAAAAAAAAGAAUCAUCUCAAGAAUUAAAUAUUGAUCAAGAUACUAAAAUGUCCCUUGAAACAGAUAUUGAUCUAAGCGAAGAUUUAUCUCAAGUAACAAAUAAUCCAAUUAUUACUUAUUCCACCCAGGAAGAAAGUUGA
Diversispora eburnea is the source of this 2133-nucleotide messenger RNA. NCBI's taxonomy places the organism in Eukaryota, Fungi, Glomeromycota, Glomeromycetes, Diversisporales, Diversisporaceae. The record is from the annotation of a GenBank genome assembly.